CUACUAUUACUGUUGAUCAAGGAAGCUGCUCUGGACAAGAGUAGACGAAGAAGAAAUUUACCCUGCGAUACCAAACAUGUCAGAACCAAAGAAGCGAAAGUUAGAAAGUGAGCAUCACUGCUCCCACUGAGUGCAAUGGCGUUCCCAAUUUAGCGGCGAUAAUGGAUGCAGGAGGAGAGGAGGACCAACAUUUUCUUUCAUCAAGUGAAAAAUCAUUUGAGUACAGUGAGAUUGCUGAUGCAGACGAAGAGGGUCUCUUCAACCAUUCGGACACGCUCACAAACAGACAGCGUGGAAAUGAAGUUAAUGUGCGCCCGGCGAAAUUAGACUCUCUGUCCAUACAUCAGUUGGCUGCCCAGGGUGAGGUCUUACAAGUAGCAGUACAACUAAGUAAAGAUAUCUCACUCCUGAGCAAACAAGACGAACGGGGCUUCACACCACUUAUGUGGGCAGCGGCGUUUGGAGAGAAAACAGUGGUGGACCUACUCUUGGAAAAGGGCGCGGACCCUGAAAUAGUUGCGAGGGACCGUGAAAGUGCGCUGACACUGGCUAGUUCCGGAGGCUACGUGGACAUCAUCGAGGCGCUCCUCAGACGUGGGGUUGAUGUCAACACCUAUGACUGGAAUGGAGGAACUCCGCUUCUGUAUGCCGUUCGAGGAAAUCACGUUAAAUGCGUCGAGGCGCUCUUGGCCAAAGGAGCCGACAUGACCACAGAGUCCGAUUCUGGCUACAGCGCAAUGGCAUUGGCUGUUGCCCUCGGAUACAAAAAGAUUCAGAAGGUUUUGGAGGACCAUAUUCUAAGACUCUACAAGCCAGCAUGCCGAUAAAUUACAGUGACACUGAGAGACUACUUUUUUUUGUUUUUAAGACUGUGAAGCAAGAUUAUUUAGUUUGGCUGUAGAGCAGCAAGAAUGGAUAUAAACAACUUGAAAUAAAUGUAUUUUUUUAUGCUGUGCUUUGCUAGAAUGAUAAUUGUAUACUUUGUGGGCAUUUGAGAGGAAUUCAACAGAUUAACUGGAUGGACAUGGUUGAAGUGACAUGAGUCUUCAUUCACAACUUUUUUGGGGGAAAUUUUAUGUAUCAAAACUACUAGUGGUACCGAUACAUAGUAUCGGUAUCGUCGCGGUUUUCUGAGAGGGAAUCAUUAGCACCGGUUGCAGUGUCAAUUCCAUAAAAAUAAAAAAAAGCAUUCCAGUCCA
Molecule: messenger RNA, 1199 nt
Organism: Syngnathus acus (greater pipefish)
Lineage: Eukaryota; Metazoa; Chordata; Actinopteri; Syngnathiformes; Syngnathidae
Gene: rfxank
Product: regulatory factor X-associated ankyrin-containing protein
Exons: 10
Coding region: 162-827 (221 amino acids)
Biological process (GO): regulation of transcription by RNA polymerase II
Cellular component (GO): nucleus
Molecular function (GO): protein binding
Source: RefSeq, a predicted model, not a curated record